Messenger RNA from Ziziphus jujuba (common jujube), 1379 nucleotides. RefSeq lists its product as uncharacterized. NCBI's taxonomy places the organism in Eukaryota, Viridiplantae, Streptophyta, Magnoliopsida, Rosales, Rhamnaceae. The transcript has a single exon. The record is from RefSeq and is a predicted model, not a curated record. The coding region runs from base 197 to 829 and encodes 210 amino acids.
GUUUUGAAGCAUUUGAUUUUCUCUAUAAAUAGCCGCUACUUCAUCGAUCUGGAUUUCAUACCAAGAUCUGGAAGAAUAUAAUUCGGCGUCCGUACACGCAAUUCUCAUUUUUCUUUUUCUUUUCCGGGAAAAAAAAUUUGUUUUUUCUUUUUAUUGUUUUUCCUCUGAUUUUUUUGUUCCUUUGAGAGGAAAAAGAAUGGGCACGGCGAUUCUACGAUCUCAGGACUGCUUGCAGUCUCGGUUUCAACACGAAACCCUAAUCCUAAGCCAUUCCGUCAGAUCGCGCCGGAAACCUAGUUAUUCUUACCCGACUAGCACUGGCGAUGCCUCAAAAGGCGGUGAUGUUUCGCAGUCCCGACGGCGAAAGCGGAGCCCGGUUGGGUUGCAAUCCAGUCCGCCACAACAACAACUAGAUCGUGAACGUAAUCGGUUUGCAGAUCGGUCUAUGGAGGCGAGGGUUCCGGCGAAGAAUCUCGUUAUGGGCCAGGUUAAGAUCCUGAAGCGCGGUGAGACGUUGAGCGUGAGCCCUGUGAAGAAUAAUAAUCGAGGAGGUGGACUCUCGGGUGAGAAUAAUAGGAAGCCGAGGGCGAAAAGCGAGGAGGAUUUGGAUUUGGUGUUGGGAUCGACGGAUCGUUUGGGUCCUGACCCGGAAAUGGUGCAGAAACAGAUUAGGGUUGCCGAAUUCAAGGUUGUGGAUGGGGUUUAUGCCGGAUCGGCGGCUUUUUAUUCUUCGCCGCCACCGAGCUCGGUUCCGCUGCCGGCUUUUCUAGGCAAGAACGGCGCCGCGACCAGCGAUUUACGUCGGAUUUUGGGGCUCGAUCUGGAUUGAUAACGGGCUCGAAGAGUCAACGAAAUGGAAAAAUGGAACUUUAUCGGUUUAGCAUCUGUGCUUUUUGAUCUUUGAUCGAAACAGGGGAAUUGAAUGCUCCGCUGUCGCUGCCUUGUUGUUUUUCGCUCUCUCUAUUAUCUUCCUUUAUUUUUUCAAGGGGAAGAUUAUUGAGUGCUAGCAGAUUAAAUUUCUUUUUAGUUUCUUUAAAAUUUAGGGUUUUUUUUUUUUUCCCUUUAUAUUUUUUUUUUGGGGGUUAAAUUUCCAGAAGAAUGAAGAAUGAAGAAAAAGAAGAAGAAGAAUAGAAAGCUUAGGGUUGUGUAUAUUCUUGUAGCCUAAUGUGGGGUUGAUGUAGCGGCAAUUAAAGGAGAUGUAUGUGUGGGUUGAUUUUUACAUGGGAAGUUGGAUUUGAUUAUUUAGAUUUCUACAUGUACGCACUUAGUGUUUGGAGAUGGUUUCGUAUUCUAAUCAGUUUUAAGCACUGUACUUUGUUUUUUUUUUUUUUUUUAAUUACAUUUUACUGGAAUAAAAGCCUAGAUUACCAUUUCUUUUC